UUGAGAAGAGAGAAUCUGAUUUGGGAAGCGAGAGAGAGGAAAAAGACGAUCAGAUUUGGGGAGAGAGAGAGUAAAAAGACGAUCGAAAUCGUGCCAAGUUGUAAUAACUUGGUUGUCUUGAUACAAGUAGGAGUUAUGAGUUCUUCACAUGACAACAACUUUCCAAGACCCCCUGAUCAUCCAAUGGUGCCCUUUCAUGCCCCGAAUAAGGAAAGAAGAAUUUGGACGAUUGAUGAAGAAGCUGCCCUAAUUGCAAUUAUGAAAAAAUUAGUUGCAAAAGGUUAUCGCCAGGAGAAUGCAUUCCGACCAGGUUAUCGUGAAAUGAUUGAGAAAGAGUUGAAAGUUUGCUUUCCUGGAACUGAUUUGAAUUUUACUAAUGCGUCGUCUAAGUUGACGGUAUGGAAAAGACAAUACACACUCGUGGUGAACAUGAUCAGCACUAGUGGAUUUGGUUGGAACGACUCUAGCAACAUGAUUACAGUUGAGGAUGACGUAUGGAAGCAAUAUGUCAAGACACAUCCAAAAGCUAAAACAUCGCGAUUCAAGUCAUACCAGUAUUUCCAAGACUGGAUUGAGAUUUUUGGAAAGGAUCGCGCAUCUGGAAUAAGUACACAAGGCACAGUAGACCUUGAAAAAGUGGCAAGGCAAAAACAGGCCUCGAAUGAUUUUGCUAAAGUGGCAGGCCAACAGCCAUAUCUACCUGACUCUGAUAUAAAUGAGUUCCCUACCGGCCUCAAUGUACACACUCAAGAUGAUUCUUUCUCCAAUACUAAUGAAAACGUCAACCAUGAGUUCUCCAACAACUAUGUACCUCUGGAGGAGGAGGCCUCAGAUACUCCUUUUCCUAGUGAAAGCAACUCAGUCAAUUCAACCAAAAGGGAUGGUGAUAAGAAAACUCAAUCCAAAAGAAAGCGCAAGCAGCAUGAAUCUGCAACCUCCAAGGACUCAGUUAUUGUUGAUCUCAUGGAUAAGUUCUUCAAACAACAAAAUGAAUCCAUUGGAAUCUUCGUCGACAAACUUGAUAAACGCAGUGAACAAUCGACGAGCAGCAAAUCUGAAGUUGUUGACAAGACAAAGCUUAUUCUUGAAGCUUUGAGAAAAAUUGCUACACUUCCUGAGGAGACUCGACUGAACUUUGCAUACAAAAUUACAACUGAUGCACGAGUGACAGAUUUAUUCAUCAAUCUCUCUGAAGGCGAACGUGUUACAUUCGUGAAUAUGAUGAUGGCGAAGAAGGUAUUUAUGGGAGAGGAUUUUGAUCUGAAAUUGGUAGGAAUAUUUGAGUUUUCACAACAGUUUUGGAGUUAAUAUGUGUCUGUUUUAGGAAUGUUGAUAAUUGCUUUAGUUUGUGUUUUAUUUAUGAGUGGGAUACAUUGAUGCGAGACAAAAUUUAUUUAGGUGGAAUGUAUGUUAUUUAGGCUAAUAUUUGGGUAUUAAUUCGGUUGAAUGUAUGUAUUCUUCAUGCUAAUUUGGGUAAUAAUGUGUUUGAAUUUGUAAGAGAGAGUUUACAGGAAGAGAGGGGGAGGAAUGGACUGGAAAAAAAAAA
Messenger RNA from Salvia hispanica, 1546 nucleotides. The record is from RefSeq and is a predicted model, not a curated record. NCBI's taxonomy places the organism in Eukaryota, Viridiplantae, Streptophyta, Magnoliopsida, Lamiales, Lamiaceae.